This is a messenger RNA of Sporisorium graminicola, 957 nucleotides long. RefSeq lists its product as uncharacterized. The record is from RefSeq and is a predicted model, not a curated record. Bases 1 to 957 code for a protein of 318 amino acids. The transcript has a single exon. Lineage: Eukaryota; Fungi; Basidiomycota; Ustilaginomycetes; Ustilaginales; Ustilaginaceae.
AUGAUCGGCGAUAAGACUCCGGCGUUGCCGACUGAACUCUUGUCGAGGAUCGUGACGUGCCUCAUACCAGCGGUCGAUCCUAAUGCUUCCACUUUGCCACAUCCAAGCGGUGCCGACCUCGAUUAUGCGCCUGCAUUACCAUCCUCGCCUAACGGCGAUCUCCUCGCCGCUGCAUCAUCUUGCAAGCUACUUCACGAUAUCGCCAGUCAGGCACUUUACAGAGCGCCGCUACUUCGUACCUUGAAGUCUCUUAAUCUCCUUGCAAGGACGAUCGCUGCCGACGUCAAGAGGCAAAGCACUGCACCAUCUACCGGUGAGAACAGCGAAUGCAGCUGCGCGGCCAGAAUCCGCUCUAUCCACUUGCCUCCAGGUGACGGCCUGCUCCAACCAGGUGACACUCUCGCAGACCAGACCUGCUAUGUGGAUAGCCUGCGAAUGCUAUUCGACCAUGCGACCCGACUUGACUUUGUGUCGCUCGACCAUCGCCAAGCAGGAGCUGCAUUGCUCGAAUUCCUGCGUCCCUCGACUGCAUGCCGUCCUCGUCGGAUAACGCUCUCGAAUCUUUCGUUCUCGGCGCCGCCUUUUUCCACGACCCAGUCGCUUGCGCCGCUGUCCAAGCUAACGCACCUGCAUUUGAUAAAGAUCGUCCCACCGCCAGCUCUGAUCUCGUUCCUCGUUGGCGAGCAGAUCAAUGCAGAUGAGCAGGGCAACGUGCCAAGCAGCAUCAAAGCUGGAUUGUCACCACGCGAGACACUCGAAUGCCUGCGACUGUCGCUGUUGCCGCCGGAUGCGUUGGUCGAAUUCGAAGCAUACAUUGCAUGGAGACAGGCAUGGAAGGUGUACGAGAAGCUGACGCCUCAGCAACAGGCGCACGAGCCCGCUCCACGCGCACGAGCCCGCUCCACGCGCACCUCGAGGACCUGCAAGAAGGUUUGCCGUACAAGAAGCGCUCUAUGA